Molecule: messenger RNA, 4206 nt
Organism: Lates calcarifer (barramundi perch)
Lineage: Eukaryota; Metazoa; Chordata; Actinopteri; Centropomidae
Gene: dbx1a
Product: developing brain homeobox 1a
Exons: 4
Coding region: 136-1083 (315 amino acids)
Biological process (GO): regulation of transcription by RNA polymerase II; cell differentiation in spinal cord
Molecular function (GO): DNA-binding transcription factor activity, RNA polymerase II-specific; DNA binding
Source: RefSeq, a predicted model, not a curated record
GGCUGGCUCCUAUAAAACUCCUCUCCCCAGAGUGAGGAAACCAGAGGAGUUAGCAGCCAUUCACACGACUGAUUCUCUCCCAGCUGACACAAGGAGUAUUUCAGAUUUCACACACUGUUUUUUUAAACCGGGACCAUGAUGAUCCCAAGCGUCAUCGCGCCUCCUGCCCUCUACCCGGGGCUGUACCGACCCGCCGCGGCUCUGCCGCUCCCUCAGACUCUGCCGUCCGCCUUUCCGACCCACUCCAGCUUUCUAGUGGAGGACCUGCUGCGGAUAAGCCGCCCAGCCGCCUUCAUAAACCGGACUGUCCCGUCAGCGAGCGCCACCACCACCGUGUCCUUCAGCUGCACGCCCGCGGAGCGCGCGAUAGCUACGACCGCGGUGACGCGCGAAUCGUGCUCGCCGAAAACGUCGCUGCCGAGCAGCAAGGACCCAACUUUUCUCAAGUUUGGAGUGAGCGCCAUCCUCGCACCUUCACCAAAGACCACGUCCUCACCCCCUACAGUCCACAGCCUGCACUCCAAGACCUUCCCCUUCCCCUGCUUUGACGGAACCUUUCACCCCAUAUUCAGGACGCCUUAUUUACCAGCAUCUUCAUCUGUUGUUCCCAUCCCCGGGACUUUUUCAUGGCCUCUGGCCGCAAGAGGGAAACCCCGGAGAGGGAUGCUGAGGAGGGCGGUGUUCUCGGACGUACAGCGGAAGGCCUUGGAGAAAAUGUUUCAGAAACAGAAAUACAUCAGCAAGCCCGACAGGAAGAAACUGGCCUCCAAACUGGGCCUAAAAGACUCACAGGUGAAAAUCUGGUUCCAGAACCGGCGGAUGAAGUGGAGGAACUCCAAGGAACGAGAGCUGCUGUCGUCCGGUGGCUGCCGUGAGCAGACGCUGCCCACCAAAGCCAACCCGCACCCGGACCUGAGCGACGUGGGCAAGAAGUCCUCAGCUGAGGAUGAAGAAGAGGAAGAAGAGGAGGAGUUCGGAAGAGAGAGAAUGAGGGCGGAAGGCUCCAGCAUCUCCUCUCCUUCUCUCUCCAGUAAGCACUCAGACUUCUCAGAGUCAGAUGAAGAAGAAAUAACAGUAUCUUAAUUUAUUUAAAAACAAAAAACAAACAAACAAAAAAACAAAUAUAAAAUAUAACCCAUGUUUUGUUUUUAUAUGAGACUGUGACCAGAUUUGUAAGAAACAAACCCCAUAAAUGUCAUUGUUCAAACAAUAAGUUUCACUCAAGUUUGUUGCUUCAUCAGGAUCUGCUUCUGAGAUACAAUUUGCUGUUUUGCACAGCUUUGUUCAAUUGUACAGUAUUUUGUACAAUUUUGUAUGGAAAUUUUAUGCCAAGAAUAUUAAGUUACUUUUGCCUUGACCUUGAAUAGAGUUGUUUAUUGAAGAAAUGUAGCUAUUUCGUUAAUAAUUUAUAUGAAUCUGUUUAAUAAGUGCGUUGUAUUAUGUGCUGUAUAUAUGUUUAUUUCACAUUUUUUGUACAAACACCAAAUAAAAUUGUAAACAAGUCCAAGUGAAGAACAUGUGUGUGCUGUUGUUGAAAAACGGGCACUGUUUCACAAAAUUAAAUCAUAAAUAAUCAUUAAUUUUUAUUGAAUCACAAUAACUUAAGACUAGUACAGUGAUAUCAGAUUUAAUUCUCCGAGCCCUGGACAGACCAGUGAUGACAAGCAAUCAUCAAUCUGCUCUGAUGUAAAGAGACUGUACACAAAAUACUCCUUUUCAAGUACUGUAACAAAUCAGCUAGAAAAAGUCAUCAAAAUGCUGCAAGAUAACCAACUAUUUACAGAGUUAUGUUACAUAUAAAAAAUGUACAUAGCAAAGAAGGCUAAACAUUCAUUGAGUUUGUGAGUAAUAAACAGACAGACUGGUCAAAUGCUUCGACAACAUCCACACCUCUCAGAGCAGGCUUUUCACAAGACAAACACAAUCAGUCUCUUUGUGCUUACAAGGACUGUAGCAGGAGAGCCUCUAUGAAUUACACAGACACACAUAUGGACAAAGAACAUUUGCCACAAAUCCGAAAAGUCUUUAACAAAUCUGGUUCCAUGCUGUACGUCUCGGCAGUGCUGAAAUCGGGGGGGGGGCAAAUGCACGUUGAGCUUUUGGCUCCCAUUUGGAGAUCAGAAUGAAUGUUGCAUAGCAUCGGUGACAAAAACAGUGAAAGUGAUGGAAGCCGCGCUGAACUACAUGACCCCCGGCUUUUAAACGUCUGCCUGCCCUUCCCAGAAGGCAGGCUGGGAGGUUUAAAACAAAAGAUUAAGUACAAUAACUUUUAUUUCUUUUAAGCCAUAGAAAUGAUGUCAAACCGUUUUACAUUAUCAUUCAACCACAAGUACCUUUAUACCUUUAACCUCUGAUUACUUACAUCACUAUAAACAAAGCAGCAUAUACACUAGUUUUCACUUAAUUAGUUCAACAUGUUUGUUAUGACAGUUCUGUUCAUCACAAAUCACAUAAUCAGAACAGACCAUGAGCGUGGCGAAAGCAUAGUUAAAGGAUGGGGAUGAGGUAUAAAAUCAACACAUUUUUCUUAAACUUUCCUCACCCAGUCAACCUGCAAAAAGUUCUGAUUUCAAGCACCAAAACACUUCUUUAUAUUUUUCUUUUCUUGCUAGUGGUCCAGAUAUUUACACCAGCUUGUCAGCAACUGGGUCAUACAUGCAUACAACUUAAUUUGAAACCCAAACUACUGCUUCUCAUUCACGUCUCUCCAAUCCCAUGGCAUCGGUGUUUGAUAUGAUGAGAGGUCGACCCUGCUCCUCAACAACCGGAGGGUGCUCAAGGGGAGAGUCGACUCAGAGCCCUGUUAGGUUUUACAGCCAUUUAGACAAAUAAAGAAUCAGCUAAUGCACAUAGUCUGUUAGAAAAGAGUAAGGCAUUGUUUAAGAGUUCAGUCCAGCACCAAAAGAGAUUUGUGCUACAACAACCUGUUUAGGCCAGUGUGCGUGGGGAUCUCAAAGGAUUAUAAGGGGUCAAAGCAAGAACUUAGAAAUUGUUUGAGGCGUCAUAUUUGUGAAAUUACACAUAAAGUUACAACACAGAUAGAAAAGGACAUUAUCAUAAAUAUUAUUAAAGUUAAAAGGAUUAAUCAAGCCGUAGUGAAUGUUAAUUUCCCAGUUAGCACCAUAUCCUCCUGAAAGUCUUGUUUUUUGUGAGAACUAGGUCUUUAAAGGGAUCAGAUUUUGUUCUUGCCUUUGUAAAAUUAUCUUCACAUGUACUGGGUAAGAAAAGCUUUUUAUUUCCAGUAGGUCUGACUGGUGUCUGUGUUUACAGUUGUGUUUUUGGCUGAUAAGAUUUGUGCACUCACUAUGUUAUUCUGCUCCAUUUCAAAGGAGCUGCUGUCUGGUGGAACAGGGAGAUGGGAUCUAACCACUGGGCCAUAUGAUGCGCCAACUCCAAAAGAAACAUGUCGGCAGGACUGUGGUGAGAAUUUUUGGUUAAAUCAAGACCGGGGGGAUGGCAGAUGUUGACAUUGUUCUGGUGAAACAGUGUUUUUGCUGUGUUUCCCAAGUUUAUAUAAUUGAUUUUCAUAUAUAAACACACCAGUUCUCAUUCUUUUUGUCCAUUAAGGGCUUGGAAUGCAGACAUUUAAUUAAAAAAAACACUCAGAUUUACAUGUAUCUGUAAGAGCUAUUAUUAGUGCUCUCUUUAAUUAUUUGUUUGUGGACACACAAUACUUUUACAUAAAUGAUCUCUCUCAGGAGUUUUUGGAGGUGAGAGUGGGCAUUCUGUGGGACUUAACAUUCACUUUGGCUCAGUUUGUUCCCCAGCAAUCACACAUGCAACUUCAGCUGCAGAGGAGGAGGAGAAGCAGAAAGUAGCUGGCUGUUUAUCCAUCCAUCCAUCCAACCAGUAGCAGCCUCAUCUGUGCUCUCAGCAGCUCAGUGGCUCAGGCUCACUGAUGCUCAAGAGACGAGGGCCUGUAUUACCAUCUGCUGGCAGCUUAGGUGCACUGCGGCCCAGGAAGGACCAGGAGUAUCUCCGACUGAUGAUGAGCUGGAGCUGCUGCUGCCACUCGGUUGAGGAUGGAGGACUCCUGGCUGGUGUUUAGGUAUGCUGAUGGCUGGAUGAUGAUGGUAAUGAUGAUGCCUCACCAACAGUGACAGGCUGUGUGCUUUUAUUCUGUCUCUCUGAAGUAGAUGUCAGGCUCCUGACAGGAGCCACGGGCCACAGCGGUGAAAAAAAAAAAAAAAAAAAAAAAAGACAAAA